Pieris brassicae (large cabbage white) is the source of this 2887-nucleotide messenger RNA. It is a transcript of the gene Fatp3, whose product is annotated as long-chain fatty acid transport protein 1. Gene Ontology annotation, molecular function: long-chain fatty acid transmembrane transporter activity; long-chain fatty acid-CoA ligase activity. Gene Ontology annotation, biological process: triglyceride homeostasis. Bases 153 to 2132 code for a protein of 659 amino acids. The record is from RefSeq and is a predicted model, not a curated record. The transcript is spliced from 12 exons. Lineage: Eukaryota; Metazoa; Arthropoda; Insecta; Lepidoptera; Pieridae. Gene Ontology annotation, cellular component: endoplasmic reticulum.
ACGUCACUAUCACUCUGGGUCAUUCCUCCCCUCGCAGUUACUCACAAUCAGUGCUAGUAUACGGGUGACCUUAUCUUGUUUUGUUUUCGUAUAAAGCGGACGUCGUAUUUUCCAAUUCUCAAAUUAUGUGCAUCGCUACAUAAAGUACUAGGAUGUCAGAAAAAACAGAAGUUCGUUUUGAGGAAGCAGAGAGACGCAAGGGUCUGAUUCUGACUUUAACAGCUAUUCUCUGUUGCACAUUAUGUUUUGUUGUUCGACAUUAUACGGCACUACUUAGUUUAGUGGUUACCCUAACUGUGUUUUUGUUAAGUGGAGACAGAUAUCAAUGGAUUUAUAUCUGCAAGAAGACUUUCUGUCGGGACCUACUAGGUCUCCGAGUUCUCUUAGCCACGAUGUUUCGCAUUUGGCUCUGGGAGCGCAAUGGCACAACUGUUGUUACCAGGUGGGAGGAAGUUGCCAAGAUGACGCCAGACAAACCAGCAUUUAUCAUGGGUGACAGAUCUUUGACGUUUAGAGAGGGUGAUGAACUUAGCAACCGAAUAGCAUGGUACUUCAAACGCCAAGGGUUCAAGCGUGGUGAAGUUAUCUCCCUGUUUAUGGAGACACAACCAGAAUAUGUCUUUCUCUGGCUCGGUCUGGCGAAGCUCAGAGUUACUACUGCAUUAGUGAACACCAAUUUGAGGGGGUCUCAGCUGAUCUACUGUUUGCGGAUAGCUGGGUCUAAGGCUGUGAUCUUUGGUGCUGAGAUGGCUGAAGCAAUAAAAUCCAUCCAGAACGAAAUACCAGACAUACCGUUAUUCCAAUUCAACUCGCCAGGCGAGGAGUCUAGUCCAAUACUCCAGGACACAAUUCCUCUAUCUACUGAGCUGACUGAAAUGUCUUCCAAGUCCUACACAGACCCUGAACCAGCCAAACCCAGGGAUACAUUGCUAUACAUAUACACCAGUGGUACUACUGGGUUCCCGAAGGCAGCCAUCAUUACGAACAUAAGAUACCUCCUAAUACCACUAGGAGUGCAUAACUCAGGGCAGCUCUCUUCGUCUGAUAUCGUCUACGACCCCUUACCACUACAUCACACUGCGGGUGGCGUUCUCGGCGCUGGCCAAUGUGUCGUUUUGGGCUGCACCGUGGUACUGAGGAGGAAGUUCUCCGCUAGUAACUAUUGGAAGGAUGUUACGAAUUAUAAAUGCACGGCCGCGCAAUAUAUUGGAGAAAUAUGCCGCUACCUCCUCACUGUACCACCGUCAGCGUAUGAUACAUCUCAUAGUGUGAAGGUGUUGAUUGGAAAUGGGCUCCGACCCCAAAUAUGGGAAGAGUUUGUCAAGAGAUUCAAUAUUGAACGCGUUCUGGAGUUCUACGGCGCUACCGAGGGGAACAGCAAUCUUGUGAAUUUGGACUCAAAAGUUGGAGCAAUCGGGUUUCUGAGCCGCACGGUCUCAUCAAUAUAUCCUUUAACAUUAGUCAAGUGUGACGAAAUUACGGGCGAAAUACUGAGAGAUGAGAACGGAAAUUGUAUUACGUGUGGACCUCAUGAACCCGGUCUGCUGUUAGGUAAAAUAGAGCCUAAAAAAGCGAUACUAACAUUCGCUGGUUACGCGGACAAGACCGCGUCAGAGAAGAAGAUGGUAAGAGAUGUAAGAGUGAAAGGAGAUUGUUACUUUAACACAGGAGAUAUUCUUGUGAUGGACCAUUUCGGAUACUUUUAUUUUAAGGAUCGGACUGGAGAUACUUUUAGAUGGCGAGGGGAAAAUGUAUCAACAGCUGAAGUGGAAGGGAUAAUCAGCAACUUAAUCGGGCUGAAAGACGCCGUUGUUUAUGGAGUUUCUAUCCCGAACAUCGAAGGCCGCGCCGGUAUGGCAGCAAUAGCGGACCCAGAAAGGAAGUUAGACCUGGAAUCUCUCGCGUCCGGCAUCAAGACAUCACUCCCAGUUUACGCCAGACCGUUAUUUUUACGGAUACUACCAGAACCUCCGUUAACAGCGACGUUUAAGCUCAAGAAAAAGGAAUUGGUUGACCAGGCGUUUAGUUUAGGAACGGAUCCUGUAUAUUUUUUGGAUCAGAAGACUGGGAAGUAUGUGCCCUUGACACAAAAGAUUUAUGAUGAUAUAGUGCAAGGUAAUAUCCGGCUGUGAUUAUUAUUGGGAGAUGAAAAAAAAUCAAGUUAAUUAUAAAGUAGUAAGUGUUCUCACGUACGUCUAGCCCAAUGUUUUUGACAUACCAGAGUCAUACUCAACCCUUAAGUUUCCACUCGCAAUCUAACAUAAUUUUCAAAAAUUAUAUUAUUUUUUAUUAGAUUACAGAUUGGAUUGUAGACUAACAAAAAUGUAGCAUUGAAUUAAGUUUAAUAUUAAUUGAAUUCAAUUAUAAAUUGACGAAGAUAUAAAAAAAUCAAAUAUAUUUUUCAUAAAAAAAUCGAUACGAAGCCAUGAACAAAGAUUAAAUUUUAUUUAAUUUCUAGUCUCGUAAUGAGUCAUAGGAACAUUUAUUUUGUAUCAAAAAUGUAUUUUUAAGAAAUUUAAAUUUUUGUGUCUACCUACAAAAGAAAACAAUAUUUAGACGGUAAUUGAACGUUAGUGAACAUUCUUGAUCACAAAGUGCGUAGAAAAACAAUUUGCUUUUUAUGUAGGUAAUAUGAAUGUGAAAAUGUUUUUGAAACUUAAAAUUUUAAUUAUAUUCAUACACAUUUAUCUAAAGAGGCGUAAAUUUUUCUCGACUCCACCUUGAAACAGCUCGGUUACGUUUGUGAUAAUGCUAGGUGAUCACAGGAGCAGUGUUGGCCUAGAGGCUUCAGCGUGCGACUCUCAUUCUUGAGGUCGUAGGUUCGAUCCCUGGCUGUGCACCAACUGACUAUUUUCUAUGUGUGUUUCUAUUCAACAUUCGCUCGAAC